GCUGCACCACACAAACCAGCAGAUGUCAGCCAGCACGAUCCACCUGGAGUCGUUGGCCACAAACAAGCAACAGCAACCCACGAGCAUCCCCGGAGCUAUCGCCACGCCAAACAACGGAAACAUUCUGCUGAACGCAAUCUAAAAUUCAGCGAUUCCCACUAAUCAACCGGAUCACCAUCACCACCACGCCGCCGCCCAUCAUCAUCAGUCGGAAGCCAGUUCCAGCAAGCAGUCCCAUCUGUACCAGACGCACCCCCACUUUUCGGACACUUUUGCGUACAACGCCGAGCAGAGUAUUCUGACGUUCCACUCACAGUCCCGUCCGGUGCCUGGGCCACGAUGGUGGCCACUUCGGCCGUUGCCCCGUCCCACCACGACACACGAUAUCGCAGCCUGGGCCAACUGAAGGUGGAGGACAUCCUGAAGCGCAAGGUCCCGCCCAAGCAAACGACGGUGCCGCGGAAAGUUCCGCGGCCGCAGCUGCAGCAAUGUCUAGCGGAUCUACGACCGCUGCGGCAUCCGGUUCGCGACCACCUCCUCCGUCAUGCAAAAAAGCGACCACGCUGGGCUCUUCUUCAGAUAAGCUCAAAAAAGCACUUCUACAAAAACGCGUCCACAGUGAAGGCAAGACGGAAGACUAAACGUACGGCGACAGGAUCAAAAACCGACGAGUACCACGACUGUUGAACGUGCCCGGAUCACAUUUGGAUCAAAAUCUGUCGAACCUACCGAGCAAGCGACUACGCGCUGGCACCGUGUGGCACCGGUGAGAAGAUUUGGCAGAGGCGAAACGAAUUUAUCACCGGCUGACGAUGGGUUCGCCGGGUGAUUAGGACCUAGAGCACUGUUCAAUAAGAACUUGUGGUCCUAGCCCAUCUGGUGACCUUGUGUAAAAUCGAAGCUUUAUAUUGUGUAUUUCAGAAUUUGUACUUUUUUAUAUUUUUGUCAAUAAAAUGCCCUUUAUUUGUUGUUUUGUUUCAUUAUUUAAAAACACAGUAAACAUAACUUCAAAAAUCCGAUAUAAAAACUAAGAAGAAGAAGAAGUGGUCCUCGAAAUGCGCCUGAAUUUCCCCCAGAUAUUUUGCCCGAAAUCGGGCGCAGGUCGUCCGUCAUAUCUGGCGAAAAUCUGGUCGAAUCCAUCUGUCAAACCGCAUAACCGAUUUAAUCGGUUCAAUCGGUUGACCGCGCCCGACCGGUUUGUGUCAUAUUCGCCAGAAUUACUGGCAGAAAUCUGGGAAAAAUCUGGGGGAAAAUCCGCCAGAAAUCUGGCGCAAUGCCCAAGACAAACGCCAGACACACGCCCCCCUUUUCCG
Molecule: messenger RNA, 1313 nt
Organism: Culex quinquefasciatus (southern house mosquito)
Lineage: Eukaryota; Metazoa; Arthropoda; Insecta; Diptera; Culicidae
Exons: 2
Coding region: 340-687 (115 amino acids)
Source: RefSeq, a predicted model, not a curated record